GGUGCGUGCGUAUGUGUGUAUGUGUAUGUGCGUGUGUAUGUGUGCAUGUGUGCGUGUGCACGCGUGCGCUGCUGCACUCAUGCUCUGGUAGAGCCUGUCAGGCUGCCCAGUCGCCUGGGACGUCAGGUCCUUUCAGGGAAGAAAGGAAGCAGAGGGACAAGGCAUGCCAGCCUUUUAUCCUAAGCCUGCUCCUGUACUGAGGAGUCUCCUCUCCCAGAGUCCCUGUGCUUUCCCGGGAACCAGGGAGCAGGUCAGAGUCCUCGGCUCUUUUAGAGGAGCAGGGGAAGGAGGAACUCUGUUGGCAGCUGGGCUCAGCACCUCCCCGUCAGUCCUGGGGUGCUUUCUGGGAGGUUGCCUGGGGGGGCCUUCUGAGGGAAGGCGGGGCAGGUUGUGGCCUAGGCCAUCCCUUGGGUAAAAUGAACCUGGUGGCCAGGCCAGGCCUGCCGCGGGGUUUGAAUGGAAGCAGCCGAGGGGCCGGUUCCUGCCAGGCUGUCAGGGGUCUGGUCCGCAGAGGGAAGCUGUGGCUUCUGUGCUUGGUCAGGAAGGCCAAAUGCUCAGCUGGGUCGGGCAGCAGCGGCUUUAGCUUCUGGCUCCGGAGAGGGCCACGAACCCGGCCAGGAUGCCGCACGCCCCACGCAGCCGCUGCGGAGAGUUGGCAUCACUUGGGCCCUUUAGGACCUUUGGAAAUUUUCCACUUACAUUUCGUAUUCAUGGAAGAAUUUCCAGCCCGGACGUUUCCUGCUCUUGCUCAAGGCUGCGCACAGAUAUGCAAAGCAGAGACCUCCCACCCCAGCCGGGGCAGGCAGGAUAGGCUAGCUGCUGUCACACUGACUCAGCUCAGCCUCCCGGGUGCACACGGCCCAUGGCCCGAGCGUGUCGCCCGUGUGGCAUCCUUGGGGCCAGCCAUGGAGACUCCAGCAGCAGGCUCAGCUGAGAUGCCGCGCCAGUUUCCCAAGCUGAACAUCUCUGAGGUGGAUGAGCAGGUCCGGCUCCUGGCGGAGAAGGUCUUUGCUAAAGUGCUCCGGGAAGAGGACAGCAAAGAUGCCCUGUCCCUUUUCACCGUCCCUGAGGACUGCCCCAUUGGGCAGAAGGAGGCCAAGGAGAGGGAGCUGCAGAAGGAGCUCGCGGAGCAGAAGUCUGUGGAGACGGCGAAAAGAAAGAAAAGUUUCAAGAUGAUUCGGUCCCAGUCCCUGUCUCUGCAAAUGCCGACGCAGCAAGAUUGGAAGGGCCCCCCGACAGCCAGUCCGGUCAUGUCUCCCACGACUCCUGUGUUCCCUGGUGCCACUUCCCAGCCCACGCCGGCGCCCUAUGCCAUGCCCGAGUUCCAGCGGGUCACCAUCAGUGGAGAUUACUGUGCCGGGAUCACUGUGGAGGACUAUGAGCAGGCUGCCAAGAGCCUGGCCAAGGCCUUGAUGAUACGGGAGAAGUAUGCCAGGCUUGCCUACCACCGCUUCCCACGGACCACUGCCCGCUACCUGGGUCAUCGGCGGGGAGACACUGUGCCUCCGGAAGAAGGCCUCCCAGAUUUCCACCCUCCCCCUCUGCCCCAGGAAGAUCCUUAUUGUCUGGACAAUGCUCCCCCGAACCUGGGCUACCUGGUUCGCAUGCGGGGGGGCAUCCUCUUCGUGUAUGAUAACAAGAAGAUGCUGGAGCGCCAGGAGCCCCACAGCCUGCCCUACCCUGACCUGGAGACCUACACCGUGGACAUGAGCCACAUCCUGGCUCUCAUCACGGAUGGCCCCACGAAAACAUACUGUCACCGGCGACUGAACUUUCUGGAAUCCAAGUUCAGCCUGCAUGAGAUGUUAAAUGAAAUGUCUGAGUUCAAAGAGUUGAAGAGUAACCCACACCGAGACUUCUAUAACGUGAGAAAGGUGGACACGCACAUCCACGCGGCGGCCUGCAUGAACCAGAAGCACCUGCUACGCUUCAUCAAGCACACGUACCAGACCGAGCCCGACCGGACCGUGGCCGAGAAGCGGGGCCGCAAGAUCACCCUGCGGCAGGUGUUCGACAGCCUGCACAUGGACCCGUACGACCUCACCGUGGACUCCCUGGAUGUCCAUGCGGGCCGGCAGACCUUCCAUCGCUUUGACAAGUUCAACUCCAAAUACAACCCUGUGGGGGCCAGUGAGCUGCGCGACCUCUAUUUGAAAACUGAGAACUACCUGGGAGGAGAGUACUUCGCUCGGAUGGUCAAGGAGGUGGCCAGGGAGCUGGAGGAGAGCAAGUACCAGUACUCAGAGCCACGGCUUUCCAUCUACGGCCGCAGUCCUGAGGAAUGGCCCAACCUGGCCCGCUGGUUCAUCCAGCACAAGGUCUACUCGCCCAACAUGCGCUGGAUCAUCCAAGUGCCCCGGAUCUAUGACAUAUUUAGGGCAAAGAAGCUGCUGCCAAGCUUUGGGAAGAUGCUGGAGAAUAUCUUCCUUCCCCUCUUUGAGGCCACAAUCAACCCCCAAGAUCACCAAGAGCUUCAUCUUUUCCUCAAAUAUGCAAGACCUCCCUCACAGGGUGGCUCUGACGGUUACGUUAGCUGUUGUGUGGUGACAGGGUUUGACAGCGUGGACGACGAGUCCAAGCACAGCGACCACAUGUUCUCAGACAAGAGCCCCAGCCCGGACGUCUGGACCAGUGAGCAGAACCCGCCGUACAGCUACUACCUGUACUACAUGUACGCCAACAUCAUGGUGCUCAACAACCUCCGCAGGGAACGGGGCCUGAGCACUUUCCUGUUCCGGCCUCACUGUGGGGAGGCUGGCUCCAUCACCCACCUGGUGUCUGCUUUCCUGACCGCUGACAACAUUUCCCACGGGCUGCUCCUCAAGAAGAGUCCGGUGUUGCAGUAUCUCUACUACCUUGCUCAGAUCCCCAUUGCCAUGUCUCCUCUUAGCAACAACAGUCUGUUUCUUGAAUAUUCCAAAAACCCUCUGAGGGAAUUCCUGCACAAGGGACUGCAUGUUUCUCUCUCCACCGACGACCCCAUGCAGUUCCACUAUACAAAGGAAGCCCUUAUGGAAGAAUAUGCGAUUGCUGCUCAAGUGUGGAAGCUGAGCACGUGUGACCUGUGUGAAAUCGCCAGGAACAGCGUGCUGCAGAGCGGACUGUCGCAUCAGGAGAAGCAAAAGUUUCUGGGACAAAAUUAUUAUAAAGAAGGACCUGAAGGAAAUGAUAUUCGAAAGACGAAUGUUGCUCAGAUCCGGAUGGCGUUCCGAUAUGAGACCCUAUGCAAUGAGCUCAGCUUCCUGUCUGAUGCCAUGAAAUCAGAAGAGAUCACGGCUCUGACCCAAUAGGUCCAGCAGUGGACAUGCAUCUUAACUUUUUGGUUUAAUUUCAAGUCUGCUGCGAUUAACGGUGGUCAACAUUUUACCAAACUAGGACCGCCCUCCACGGAGAGGAGGCCUCUAAAGAACUUUCAAACUAGUGAUUUUGGUUGCACCGUUCACUUUAAGAUCUAACAUGCCCACUUCUGUUAGUAUUUCUGAGUAAUAGAUGGUGACUCCUCCUUGGGGAUAUGGGAGCUGGACACUUGUCUGUACUCAUUCCAAAUUUUCCAAAUAUUUCUCUUGAAACCGCUAGUGCUUGCACUGCUGGGGCCAGGAUCUUCCAAGGUCCAGUGCCUACUGACAUGAGGUCUGUGUGGUUUUCUGCCAAAAUCCUCUAUAGACCCUGCAGGCUGGUUGGUAGUUGUUCAUUUCAGCCUCUGGCUGGCUGGCUGCCUUAAACAAAACCAAUUUCAAAGCUCCCUUUCAUAAAGGAACUACUUUGAAAGAAUGAAAAUAGAAAACUUCCUUCUUGACAAUUUGCAUUUUUUAUGAAUUUCGUACACUGUUUUCUUUAGCCCUCCACCCUCCUUUCUAUUUAGGAAGCCAAAUGUGCACACCGAACCAAUCGCUCCUAUUCUGUGUCUUGGUUUUCUUAUCUGAAAAGUGAGGGUUUGGACUAGAUGAGUCGUUUUCAAAUGUUGUUAUGUGAAUCCCCUCCAGGGCUGGGGGAGGUUCUGGGUGCUGCCUUCUUCAAAGCAACUCUGCUGUCAUCACUGUUACACUGGGCCUUCUACAUAUUUUCAUUUGAACUCAGGACUAUGAAAGACAUAGGAUUAGAUGAUCUCGGUUCCAAUAUUCUGAUGGUAGCCCAAUUACUAUUUUACUUAAGAAGAGUGAGGGCCAGGGAAGUGAAAUCUGUUUGAGGUCACACAGAUAAGUAAUAGGAGCAGAACUAGUUUCCCCACUCCUUAUCCAGUCCUUUCCCCACUAUUCCAUUAGAUCUCACAGAUGUUAGAGUUGUUUUAAUCACUAUUACCUCUGCAUUUUUUUUUUUUUUUAAGGUAAAAUGUCUCCCUUCUCUAACAUACAGACUUCUUCAGAAGACAUAGGUGGUCCCAGGGGCCAGGUAGAAAGCACUUCUUUUUUUUUUUUUUUAAAUUUAAAAUCAAUUGAUUAACAUAUAGUGUAUUAUUAAUUUCAGAGAUAGAAUUUAGUGAUUCAUCAGAAAGCAUUUUUUAAGACCAAUCUGAAUUUAAGCUUUACCAAUGUACUCUUCAUCUGUGUUACUAGUGCCUAGUACAUAGUAGGUGCUCAAUAAAUGUACAUUGAAUGAAUUUCUCUUUUGGCAACUUUUUAAGGACAUGUGCUCCAAGUAUUCAACAAGCUGCUCAAAGACCUUUCUGUCUAUUUCUGUGGGCAAAUGCAAAUUAUGAGAAGCCCUUCUGAAUUAUUAUAGACUUAGAAGAAUUCUAUUUUUGCUUGUGAAGAUGCUUCUUUGACUUUAGAUUGUCUUGUCCUGUGACUUUAUAAUGCUCAUCCCUUCCACUGGUUAACUUAGCAUACAGAACAGUAAAUGUAGUCUUUUUAUUAGGCAGACAUGUGUGCUCUUCCAGCUAAUGAUGAAACUGACUGAAAACCUAGCAUUUAUCUUACACAUUAUUUUUGAAAAACCCCCAUUUGUAUACAUUUGUCCUAACAUAGCAAUUAUUGUACAGUUUUUAAUUGUCAUUUUAUCUGUACCAAGUAUUUAUUUUUAAUUAUUAAAUAAAGUCUGUUAGGACUGUGGCUCAAUAA
Molecule: messenger RNA, 5057 nt
Organism: Mustela erminea (ermine)
Lineage: Eukaryota; Metazoa; Chordata; Mammalia; Carnivora; Mustelidae
Gene: AMPD3
Product: adenosine monophosphate deaminase 3
Exons: 16
Coding region: 417-3290 (957 amino acids)
Biological process (GO): AMP metabolic process; IMP salvage
Cellular component (GO): cytosol
Molecular function (GO): AMP deaminase activity
Source: RefSeq, a predicted model, not a curated record